UGUGCAUUUACACAAGGUUGGCAAGUCUGCGUUGAUGUUCCGCUUCCUCUGUCGUUGGUUGGCAAUGCGCUCACUUCAAAUCUCAAUUUGCUUGCUUGGGCCGUUCAUGAAUUAUACCUGAGCGUCUUACUGCUACUCCUCUUAAAUGCUGAUCCUGUGAAUACAUACCAGGAAACUUACUUGCAACUUCUCCAGUUCCAGCAUGAGUGGGCGAAAAUUGGUCUGGAUUCUAGGAGACAAAAACUUAACACCGGAACUUUUUUUGGCGAGUAUUUUGUGGUGUGUGCACUCUAUACAUUAUUUGUUGGAGUGACAAUUGACUUUUAAAUAUAGGUUGUAUGAAAAAAAUGGGUGGAAUGAAACUUUUUCUGCCUUUUUAUUCUGUAAAACUCUCUAAUGUAAUUGAAAAGGUCUUUGGAGUUUGAUAUAAAAAUUAAGUUACAUUCUUAAUUUUACAGAAGUAUUGAUCUUCCAAUGUCUGGAUGGAUGGAUUUUGAAGUGUCAACUGCAUACAUAUUUGUUAUAUUGAUCAUGUUUUUAUUACUUGCAAGUUGUGAUACAAUUUUAUUGAAGUAAAAGUAAACUAGCUACUUGUUUCCUUGAGAAUGAGGUUAUCACUUACCUUCAUUUUUAGAAAUAUAUAAAAUAUUUUUAAUCUACAAUAAUUUUAAAUAUUUGUUUUCAAAUUAGUGAAGAAAGUACCAGUUUUUAUACUUGAAAGACAAGAACAUUUAUGGGAAAAUGGAUGAUUUAAUGCAGAGUCCUAGUUCAAGCUGGCAGAUAAAAUGUCUUGAGCCUGGCAAUUUGAG
Messenger RNA from Gryllus bimaculatus (two-spotted cricket), 809 nucleotides. The record is from the annotation of a GenBank genome assembly. NCBI's taxonomy places the organism in Eukaryota, Metazoa, Arthropoda, Insecta, Orthoptera, Gryllidae.